AUGGAUGGAGAGAACAUUACUCAACCGCGAGCAUCGACUCGGUCGCGCAUUCCGCAAGUCGGUGGUUUGCGUGAGAUGAAUCCUGCCACAGCCAACUCUCGUUCGGGAAUCAUGCCACCUGGAACACUCGUUAAUAAGGCCCUUUCACCCACUCGAUCUAGGGCCAUCACGUCUCCCUCCCCAGAACCCAGGAAACAGCCUUCAAGUGUCCGCCCACCUUCUACCACGUCCAAGGCGCAUGCGCGGGGAAACUCGUUCGCAUCGUCCACCAUAUCUCGAUCGGGCUCCACAGCCACUCGCGGAACGACCCCCAACUUUUCGGCCACAGUUGGCUAUGGCGCGCGCGGCGCAUCUGCCAUGCCUCGCCCUGCGACCUCCUUCGGCGGCCGAAGGCUCAACAACUCUAUUCAGCGCCCGGCGACCUCCCUUGAUAGCCACGUCGAUGAUAGUGCCGGAAGUGUUCUUGGAAAACGAAAGGAUACAGAUUGGGACCAGGAUUCCCGCGAGAAGAAGAUGGACGAUAUGAUGGCGCAGGUCAUGUUGCGUCUCAAUCAACAGGGCCAUGAAGCUUCUGGUCUAAAAGAUACCGUUGAAAUUUACAAGUCGCGAAUUGGCGAACUUGAACGUUCUCGCGAUGGACUGACAGAUGUUAACGUUAAUUUGCGGGUUGAGAUGGAAUCACUAAAGAACCAGCUAGUGCUUGCGGAGAAGGCCUUGAACGAUGCGCGCCGAGAUCAAGAUAUUGCGAUGGAUGACCUGGAAGGUCGGCACCGCAUCGAAAUCGAAUCACUGAGCCAGGAAAAUAAGAAACACCAAAACACGCUGGUAGCGAGACAUCAGGACGAAAUCCGAGACUUGAAGCGCAAAUUCGAGGGCGAGAUCGAGGACGAGAAAGCCAAGCGCGUCCGAGACCUCGGCAACCUAACAACCCAAUCUGCAAUGGACGUUCAAAGGUCUCAGAUUGAACUCAAUAAUAAAGAGCGUGAAAUCGCUACUUUGCGAAGCGAGCUUGACGCCAUGAAGGCCGAUAUCGAUCGUGAACGAAAGACGGUCCACGACCUUCGACAGAACCUUGACACUGCCAGCAGCAAUGGUGUAACAUUGGAAUCAACAAUAAGAGCCCUUAAGGCCCGCAUUGAGUUCCUUGAAGGUGGACGCGAAGAGCAGUCUCAAGCUUUUGAGCGCUGCAACCAGGACAUGAUGGAUGCGCUGGCUGAAACUGACGCGAUCAAAGAGAAGCUGCGUAGGGAAGAAACACUACGUCGUAAGCUUCAUAACCAGGUGCAGGAACUCAAGGGCAAUAUUCGUGUUUUCUGUCGUGUUCGCCCUUCUCUCAACAGCGAACCUGCCACCAUGAUUGCACCAAUGCAGUACCCUGAUGAAUUUGAGGAUGCAAAGGAGAUCAGUGUCAUGGGACCUGAGGAGAAGAGCAGCCUUGGUACCAUUACACGCAAGAGUAACACUUUCUCCUUCGAUCGCGUGUUCGGCCCGUCUACCCAGAACGCCGAAGUAUUCGAUGAAAUCAGCCAGCUGGUGCAGAGUGCCCUAGAUGGUUACAACGUUUGUAUCUUUUGUUACGGUCAGACUGGCAGUGGUAAAACCCACACCAUGUCUUCACAGGACGGCAUGAUUCCUCGCGCUGUUCAUCAAAUCUAUGAAACUGCGCAGGGGCUGGAGGAGAAGGGCUGGCGGUACAGAAUGGAAGGCAACUUUGUCGAGGUUUACAACGAGAAUCUUAACGAUCUACUCGGAAACCCGGAUGAGUUGGAUAAGAAGAAGCAUGAAAUCCGCCACGAUAUGCAACGUGGCAAGACUAUCAUUACCGAUAUCACUACCGUUAAGCUGGACUCGCCUGAAAUGGUCGAGUCUAUCCUCCGAAGUGCAGAUGCCAACCGCUCAGUGGCUGCCACCAAAGCCAACGAGCGGUCAUCACGAUCGCACUCGGUUUUCAUUCUCAAGCUGACUGGCGAGAAUCAUAUCACUGGAGAGCGCAGUGAAGGCACUCUCAAUCUAGUCGAUCUGGCUGGAAGCGAACGCUUGAGCCAUAGCGGGGCCACUGGCGAACGCCUAAAGGAGACUCAAAACAUCAACCGCAGUCUCAGCUCCCUUGGUGAUGUGAUUGCUGCUCUUGGCCAAGGCAAGGAUGGUGGUCACAUCCCCUACCGCAACAGCAAGCUUACUUAUCUUCUUCAAUUCUCAUUGGGUGGGAACUCUAAGACACUUAUGUUUGUCAUGGCCAGCCCCUUGAAGGCUCAUUUGUCAGAGACCUUGACCAGCUUGAAGUUUGCCACCAAAGUACACAACACCCACAUCGGCACCGCGAAGCGCCAAGCGCGUGUCCGCGAUUCUUGA
Messenger RNA from Penicillium pulvis, 2352 nucleotides. Its product is annotated as putative kinesin family protein (KlpA). The transcript has 6 exons. The record is from RefSeq and is a predicted model, not a curated record. The coding region runs from base 1 to 2352 and encodes 783 amino acids. Gene Ontology annotation, molecular function: microtubule binding; microtubule motor activity; ATP binding. NCBI's taxonomy places the organism in Eukaryota, Fungi, Ascomycota, Eurotiomycetes, Eurotiales, Aspergillaceae. Gene Ontology annotation, biological process: microtubule-based movement.